UUGCUCACAAGCAAAGUUAUAAUUUUAUUAAUUAUCAAAUAAAUACAAAUCCCUUUUAUGAUUUUUCAUAUCAUCAAUCUCCUAGAACUGGUUCUUUAUAAUAGUUAUUAUCACAGUUAAUAGGUUAAAUCCAGCAAGAAAACCUAACUAGUAACCCUCAAGCUACUAUCUCUCACUCCCACUGAACCAAUGAAGAUGAUUCAUAUGAUGAAGGAGGACAUGAAAAUGCACAUGAAUCUCUAUUGGGGAAAAGAUGCUAUAAUACUUUUCCCUGGGUGGCCUAACCAAAGUCUUGGCAUGUACAUUUUAGCUCUAUCUUUUGUGUUUUUCCUUGCAUUGGUUGUUGAGUUUUUGCCUAACAAAUCAACCAUCAAGCAAGGGACAAAUCAUAUCAAAGGAGGGUUGAUUCAGGCUAUUAUAUACUUUUUUCGUAUUAGUUUCCUUUACUUGGUUAUGCUUGCUGUUAUGUCUUUCAAUAUAGGAAUCUUCAUUGCUGCUGUUGUUGGUCAUACCAUUGGAUUCUUUUUAGUCAAGUCUCAUGAUAUUUUUGCUGCCAACAAAGAACAAAAUCGCGAGUCCGCCAUGACUAUUGAUGACAUUUAGUCGCAGUGAUAAGGGAUUUGGAUUCCAUGCAGCCGCUGAAAAUAAAAAAUUGAUAUUCAUAUUUCAAAUUUGUAUUUUGAGUCUGACUUACUGAAGUUAAAAUGUAAAUCCUAUGAUACUGAUCUAGUGGUGUCAAAUUAUUUUAUCGCAUAAAUUGUUUGAAUAAAGUUUUCUUUUCUAUUGUAUAUGGUUGGUGAUAGGUGUUUGCAUGUGUAAUUCUCAAGGUAUUGCAUAAAACUAAGUUUCAAUUUUUUCUA
Molecule: messenger RNA, 860 nt
Organism: Medicago truncatula (barrel medic)
Lineage: Eukaryota; Viridiplantae; Streptophyta; Magnoliopsida; Fabales; Fabaceae
Product: copper transporter 1
Exons: 1
Coding region: 190-603 (137 amino acids)
Biological process (GO): copper ion transmembrane transport
Cellular component (GO): plasma membrane
Molecular function (GO): copper ion transmembrane transporter activity
Source: RefSeq, a predicted model, not a curated record